Molecule: messenger RNA, 8628 nt
Organism: Bubalus bubalis (water buffalo)
Lineage: Eukaryota; Metazoa; Chordata; Mammalia; Artiodactyla; Bovidae
Gene: RAB30
Product: RAB30, member RAS oncogene family
Exons: 5
Coding region: 223-834 (203 amino acids)
Biological process (GO): Rab protein signal transduction
Cellular component (GO): trans-Golgi network
Molecular function (GO): GTPase activity; GTP binding
Source: RefSeq, a predicted model, not a curated record
GCAUUCAUUGUGCUACGAUCUAUCCACCCCCCUGCUGCUGCUAGGCUUGCGAUUGCCGCUCGCUCCAGCUGAGCUAAGCGUAGCAGCAGCACCAGGGCAAGGACUGACUUCAGCCCUUGGACUUAGGACAUCGCAACACCCUCCAUUGCUUGCGUGACUCAUUCGCACAUCCUUUCUGUUUAUGCCUGGGGUGGGGAGAAAAAUCCCAAACCAGCUGUGUAAAUGAGUAUGGAAGAUUAUGAUUUCCUGUUUAAAAUUGUUUUAAUCGGCAAUGCUGGUGUGGGGAAGACGUGCCUAGUCCGACGGUUCACUCAGGGUCUUUUCCCCCCAGGACAAGGAGCCACAAUUGGAGUUGAUUUUAUGAUUAAGACAGUGGAGAUUAAUGGUGAAAAAGUAAAGCUUCAGAUCUGGGACACAGCAGGUCAAGAGAGAUUUCGGUCCAUCACCCAGAGUUAUUACCGAAGCGCCAAUGCCUUGAUCCUUACCUAUGACAUAACCUGUGAGGAAUCCUUCCGUUGCCUUCCUGAGUGGCUGCGGGAGAUAGAACAAUAUGCUAGCAACAAGGUCAUCACUGUGCUAGUGGGCAACAAGAUUGAUCUGGCUGAAAGGAGAGAGGUCUCCCAGCAGAGAGCCGAAGAAUUCUCAGAAGCUCAGGACAUGUAUUAUCUGGAGACCUCAGCCAAGGAAUCCGAUAACGUGGAGAAACUCUUCCUUGACUUGGCUUGCCGCCUCAUCAGUGAAGCCAGGCAGAACACCCUGGUGAACAAUGUAUCCUCACCCUUACCUGGAGAAGGGAAAAGUAUCAGCUAUUUGACUUGUUGUAAUUUCAACUAAAGGCUGAGGCAAGGCGAGGCGAGAGGAAUCCGCAGCUGCCCUGAUGGGCCACCAGUUGCUGGGGAGACCUGGCGAUGACUGUGGCUCCCGCUCUGGGACCUUCUGACUCCUGCGGGCUCCCGAGCUUACAAAGCACGGCGGGCCAGGGCCUCGUCCGCAGGCCAGCAUUCGCGGAACAUAUAAUGGUUUCACCCUUUUGCAGUCUGGAGUCGGGUCAAGGAGAAGAUUGCACUAGGCGCUCCAUGAUCUGCAGAGCAUGUUGCUUUUGUUUUUUUAAACAAGCAAGUAAAACACAUUCCUGAACAUGGUCCAGGGGGAAACGUACUGUAGGGACCCCUCCUGCACGUCAGUGGCUGCAUGUGGGGGCUGCUCUUUAGGGCUUCUGGGGGCCCUGGUUUUCUUGUCUACCAGAUAAACCAAAACCAGGAAGGCCAAGUCCUGUCUCUAUGGUGCGUUUGGAUGACUCCAUGGAGAUUUUGACAAGUGUUAUUUCUCUUUUUUCCACGGGCACUUUCAAGAACUUUGGGAUGUAAUAGUGAGAUGAAACCUUUACCCAUGACAACAGUAACAAUCAUUGUUUUAAUACUGUACACAACAAGCUCCAUGACUCCUUCUGGUGCUAAUGAUUCUGCUCUUUCACAGACCAAACAUUUUAGUACAUCGAUGUCCUUACAUACCUUACAUAGAAAUAAAACAAAAAUUAAGGGAAGUCCAUGAAUCAGCUCUCUUUCUCGAAGUUUCAUUACGACCUGUCCUAGGAUAGAUUUAUUGGAAAAGAGAAUACUUUUCCUUUCCUCUUCCCCUCUAAGUCUCUACCAUUUUCUUCUUCCAUUCUCCCAUCUUUCCUGCCCCUCAAGUAAAUGAAAAAGUUUGAAAAAGGAAAAAAAAAAAAGAGAGAGAAUGGUUGACACCCCCAUAUAAGAGAUUAGCUCUAAGACAUUAUGAGUAGUAUGAAAAACCAGACCUGAUCUGACCAAAAUACUGUGGAUUAAUGGACUGCAGUGCGGAGUUCCAAGCAGAGCACAGUCCUUGAUAGCAAGUCUUGUCUUUUGCUUCCUGGUACUAUCCAUCUUGGACAGACCAACACUUAGGAUUUUGUAGAUGUUUUUAGUAUGGUAAGUGAGAGUUGCAGUGGAUGAAAAGUCUCACGAACCAUUUUUGUAUCUGCAGUGAUAACCUUAGAAAAAAAUCUGCUUGUGGAAGCAGAUGGAGUAGUCAUUUGUCAUCUCCUUGUAGUAAUGUUACUCUCAGACUCAUGACCAGUCAUCCUUUCCGAUAUCUUUUUCUUUUCCUCGCUUUCUUUCCCGAUUUUCCCCUUUUUACCUUAUCCCUCUCCUCCCCACCCUCCCUUGUAUGCAUAUGUUCCUGCAAAUCUCCAAUUCAGAUGGAGGUGUGCAUGCCUUUACUUAGCCAAUUUAAAAAACAGAACUCAAAUGGGAGCCGUGAUGCUGAAUGUGUGUUCCUGUUUCUUCAGUGCCAUGCUUCCAAUUUGUUCACGGAUAUAAAUGCAAAUUGGGAAAAUGAUUAAAGCUGUUUGCUGCUGAUGCUGUCAGAUGUUUCAGUAGCUUGCUACUUAGCAUAACUGAGGGAUGAGUCAUGGGAUUAGGAUAUGAUAGGUAAUUCCACUGUUGUUGUAGAUGGUGGCAGUCUUGGUCCUGAUAUACUGAUGUGUGAAAGCUAUUGAAUUUUAAAGCAACGAGUCAUGUACAGACACAAUAUUGGUGAAGCCUUUCUAGCAUUUCUAGGGCAGGUUUCAGAGUGACCUGUCACUUGCACAUGGGAACUGUACAUAUUGUUUAAGGGACUGAUGCUAUGGUUGGCUUCACCAUGGUUGUCCUGAUACUGUGGGUAAGAGAAAGGGAUCCUAGAAGUUGGAGUUGCUUUUAUUUCAGAAUCUGUCUCUAUAGGAAAGAAAAUCAUUUUCAUAAACACCAACCAAAAUAACUUAUCAUGGUUGCCUUUCCCUCCCCAUCUUCCUCAUCAAGCCAGCAAAUAAAAGGUAUUCAGAAAAGUUGAUCAAGGUGAGCAGAAGAGCUCUUUUUACAUGGUGAGGAAAUGCCCUUAAGUUUAGGUCUCAUUUAGAGCAAAAUCCAAAGUCCCCAAUACAUCAUGACCCAACUUUGUUUCAUAGCAGCAAGUAUGUUGAAAAUAAAGUUGCUUUAUGAAAUAGAGGCUAGAAUACUGUUAGAUUGGACACAAUAGUUGUAAAAUAGCAGGCUGUAGGGCCACUCUUGCAUUCUGAGAUUAUUUCCUAGGGAACAGUCUCCUUUAUCUACUCUUGGCUGAACUUUAAGGGGAUUAGAAGGCUCUGCUCUUGGCCCCUUUCCUCCUUUAUUCCUUGCAGCCUUUCUGUACUUAACAGUCACCCAUCUACACCACAUCAGCAGGGACAUAUGAGAAUGUAGGGCUUUGUUUCUUUUUUUUCUCUCUUAGCUGUAUGAAUUCUAGAUUAGGCCUUAUGGACACUUGUUCCCUAAUGUAUCUAAGUUUGAGAACAAGCCCUGACAAUAUUGUAGGUGCUCAGUAAAUAUUAGUUGAAUAAACAACUUAGUGCCAAGAGGAGCUUUUCUGGUUAAACAGAAAUUUCUCAAAUAGAACUUGAGAAAGGACACCAUUUAAAUAUGGUCAUCUUAACCCAGGCCAGGACCCAAACGUGUUGAUUUGUCUAUUAGUUGCUAUUGCCUUGGUCAUAUUUGCUAAGAUGAGCCUUCUUAAAUGAAAACAAAUUCUCAUUUAAUGAUGGAUGAAAAAGAGGGUUGUGUUCUCAUAGUUGAGUUUGGCCUGAUCUGAUUCGUGAGACCACCAGAGUCCAUGUCUGCCUCCGUUUUGGUGUGAUUUUUUUUUUUAAUUUAAAUAAAGUUACUAAAUAUACGGCAAACUUUUUUCUGUUUACAAUGCAUCAUAAUCAUGUCAUAGAGCCAGAUCUGGAGAAUCUGUGAAAUCAUAUAGUUUACUCAUGUUAAUGAUAUUAUGGCUUUGUAUAGGCUGUAUCCUCAAAGGAUUUUAUGCUUUGUCCUUUACCUAUGCAAGGCUUUUUAGUCCUCCAUGUGUUUUGUUAGAGCUAUUGAAUUAUAGUCACAUUUAAGUUUGAUUAUAUAUAGCCAGUUAUCCUUCUGUGGAUUACUUAGAGUAGGCCAUUAGCUUUCCCUGGCCUUUUCUUCUUCUUCUUCUUCUUUUUUUUUUUGUUUCAUAUUAGCACCUCUGAGUAAAGAGGCAAGAAAAUAACUAAAAGUGAAAAUGAAAUGGAUUGACAGUGUGUUAGUUUCUGAGUUACAGUUUGGUAAGAGAGGCAAAAGCCAUUGGCCAAAAUAAGAUACUUGGAUUAGGGCUAUUUAAGCAAUUUAGACUUGUUGGAGAGAAGAGGCAGUAUUUAACCAAGGACUGGAUUCUUCUUUCCUCUUCUGUUGAUGAAUAUAUGUCUUUGGAGGACACUGGUGACUUCCAGUGUUAGAUAAUGAUUUGCCUCAUUUACCAUAAUUCUUCCAGAUCCAUUAUCAAGGUUCAGUCAACGAAUCUUUCUGAGUAAAUACCAGUUGCAAAUGAUUUUGAAUUGGUACUCUGACUAAAAUGAAAACUUCUUCUUCCUUUUUAAAUAAUCUACAUGAAUGGGAUCAUAUUAUAGUCAGAAAAAAAGCUAGUUUUUUCCAUGUAUCAAACCAACAGCUUUAAAGAUAGACAUUUUCUGUUUCUCAAUCCUGCAAAACCCUGUGUAUUUCAUAAUCAUAAGUACUUUAAGGAUCACUGCCCUGUUAGCUUCUGAAAGAGCUCUUCUAGAGUUUACCCUUUGUUUUUUUCUAGAAGUUUUUAGUUUUGUUUUUUUUUUUCAACUUCAACUGGUUACUUAUUCUCUUCAACCAUGGCCCUGAUAGAUGUGUUUUAGUGCAACUAAUACUCUUGAGACUUAACUAGAAAAUGAAAAACAGGGAAAAAACAUGUUACCCUUCUGACAAAAUGUACUCUACAUAAGCAGUAUGGUUAAACACUAAUUUGGGGCUAAGAAAGGGAUGUGCUUUGUGGUUUUUUUUUUUUUUUAAUCUUCUUCUUCCUGGGUUUCAUAUCUGUGACCUGAGCCUAUUUGCGUUUGGAGGGAAAAAUGAUUUUCCUUAGAUUCUUCAGACUGGGGAGAGAGCAUACUGAACUGAGAAAUUAUCAUCACUUCCAAUAGCUCAUUAAUUAUAGUAAUGUUAGAGCAGGGGAGAUAACACUUCAUCUCCUUUCCUAAGCCCAUGGGAACUUUGCAGUCAUUUUGGGGAGCCAUUGUUUAAAAACAAAUUGGGAUCAGCUAUAGCCCAAUACAAAAUGUUUUUGGUGAUUAAAAAAAGAAACCAAAUUGAGGCAAAGCAAAGGUGGUGAAGGAGUUUUAGAUUUAAAAUGUUUGAACAAUAUUUGAAGGAUUUGGGGACGUUUAGCUUGGGAAAGAGGAAUACAGUGGGUAUAUUAGAAUAAGACUCUGGUUUGAAGGGGUGGAAUAAGACCCACUGAAUAGAGGUCACAGGGCCAUGGAUUUGAACUUCACAUUAGAAAGAACAAGUUGGUUCCCCAUGGAAGGGGCGGCCUCUGUCAAGCAAAGGCUCAAUGAGAACUUGGCAAAGAUGGUGUGGAGAGGAUCCCAGCACUUCUUGGGGUGGACAAGAUGACCUAUUAAAAUUCUGUUUCUAGCACUUUGCUCCUCAUAACAUGUUCAAUUAAAUAUCUGUUGACCCACAGCCAAUAAUUUUUUAAAGGUUUUUCUCUUCUGCCCAAAGUGCAUGCCCCUCACCAGGAAGGAGGUUGCUUACAUGUCAUUAGGUCAAGACUGGCUAUUAUACCCUUAGGCUGGAAUUGCUUUUUUUGGUCCAUUCAUUGAUGUCUUGUUGAAAUCACAAACUGGGUCUUGAGUUAAAGAUUAAAAACGUAUUGUUUUAGUAGAAGUUGCAUGAACCGUUCCCUUCUCUAGGGGAUUUUCCCAACCCAGGGAUCAAACCCAGAUCUCCCAAAUUGCGGACGGACUCUUUACCAUCUGAACCCCCAGGGAAGCCCACGUGAAAUCAUGGAAAUUAUGUAUCUGUCUCUUGCCAAACAUAGGCCAUGCUCAGUUUUAGUGAAUAGUUGCUAUCUCUUCAGGAUAAACCUUUUUAGCAGAGCAGAAUCUUCAGUAAAACAUCCCAUAAAUACACAAACAUGAAGUUUUACAGCUCCCAUCACAGAUGGGCUGGUGGUCACUGGCAUAGAACAGUCCCCAAGAUCGAUCUUGGAAAAAUCUCAAAUGAAGUUUGGUUAGUUUGUUUGAUCCUUUGAAAAAACAUGAUCUGAAAAUGGUUUUAAAAGAAUGGAGACCAAGUUGCUUCAUGUAGAAAGUAACAACAUAUAGAUCUUUGAUUUGAAAAUCAGAGGUAAUUAUAAGCAACAUUUACUAAUUAAGCCCACUCUAAUGAUUCCACCUGCAAAAUAACUUGCAUCCUUGCAAGGCUGGUAGAUGGCUCUUUAUUGGUCUUCUUAAACAAAAGUCAUUGGUCUUGCAUCACUAUGGUGAGAAACAUUGAGUCUGGGUGAGACUUUCUUUGAUUCCUUUGGAUGAGAAAUCAGAGCACAAAAGCUAGCCUCCUCUUUAAUUGACUGCAUGAUGUGCAUGAGUAAAAAUUUUACUUUUCCACUGAUUUAAAGCAAAAUUUUUAGAGGUGUUGUGUUCUAGUUCCUGAUGGAAUCCUUGGUGGGUUGUGACUUUGACACAUCAGGGAGUGAUGUAGGGAGGUGAUUAGAAUAUGGAACAUUAGGGUAGAGGUGAGGAGUCCUAGAAUUCCCUUGAAUUAGCUGUAACAUUAUGCAAAGCACAAUCUCUUGAGCAUCCAUUUCCUCAUCUACCAGAUAGACUAAUAGUACUAUACCUGUCAGGAUUAUUGUGAAGAUUAGAUAAAUUGAAAGUACUGAACUUGGUAAACAGUAAGCACCCAAAUAUUUGUUCUUUUCUCCUUGAUGAAGAGCAGACUUUGGAUGGUUUGAUACAAGUAUAGAUCCUUUGAACAAAACAAGGAGCCCUCCUGACUUCAGAAAAACAAAAACGAAAACUCUGUUUCUGAAAGAGCCUUAAAAGAAAGUCAUGUAUUUAAUCCACUUUUCUGCCUUAGUGCAUAACUGUUACCCAAGAGACUCCACUUCUUUACCUACUUCAAGAAAGGUAUUCUUUCUCUUCCAAUGGGCAAUUCCAGGGUUGUAAACGCAUUAUCAGGAAACUUAACCUUAUUACUGAAAUACCUCACAGUGCAAUUUGAACCUCUUUCUUCUUGAUCCCAUCCUCCAUGAGAAGAAAAAUUGGUUGAUCCUGUCUUCUUUUUAAAGGGCCAUGUUUGCCAUUUAUUAUUACCCUUUUGCCUCAUUUUAAAAAAGCUGAUAGAAAAAGUUCAUUAAGGUGAUAAUUAUUAUCCCCUUGGGGAAUGUCAGGAUUCUUAUUGAUAGUGAUCAGAUUUAGAUCACAAACACUGUUGUAACUCUUCAGUUAGUCAGUAUUUUCUUCUUUAGUUAACAUAUUAUUGAUAACCAAGUGUGCUUCUGAAGACUUAUUCUGGUUGUGUGGCUCUCGUUUUCUCCUCUUGGUAAAAGUGGAGUCACGAAUCCCAGCUUUGUCAACUACUUUUAGAAUGUAAUUUCAUAUAUGACAUAAUUUGAUGGACAUAAUUACCAACACCUAAUAUUAGCAGGGUUUCUUGCCUUUUCUACAUUCUGAAAUAAAAAUCAGAAUACCAAAUGCCUAAUAAAGCAAAAAUUCUUUGCACAGAAUAGCAAAAGGUAAGAAUCUGGUCUGCUAGAAUAAUUUGUCACUAGUUGGUUGAAUGGUGCAGAGCUUUUGUUUAAAGUUACACAGUUAUGCCUGGAUUAAAUAACAAUAGCAAAACUUGAGAAGCCCUCUGAAAAACAGCUGCUAAACAUACUGCUUUCUGGAAAGUAAUCAUUAAGAAUAAAUAUUCUCUUGUUCUAUACAAUUGCCGAAUGUUAGUGGAAAUUUCUUGUAGGCUACUUGAAUGUCAACUGAUUUAUUAAAAAAAAAAUUGUGUGUGAAUCCUUUUAUUCCUUUAAGGCAUUUUGGGGCUUUCAUGUUCCUGUUGUAGAAAAUUUCAAAUGACUGGAAUGCUGGCUUCUAAUUUCUGCUCACUGAAGUGGCCUCUAGACAUACCAGAUGGUUGGGGCCUCUUUGAUGAUCUGAAAGGAGCUACUUAAAUACACUUACAUAAAGUGUGUGAAUAAAAUUGCUGUUUUCAGCAAAAAAAAAAAAAAAAAAAAACACAACAAAAAAAAAACCCAACCACUUUUGAUCAAACUUUCAGAUAAUAAAGGGUUAAGAAGAGAUUUUUUUUCAUAACCUAAAGGGAAAAAGUAUGCCCCAUAUAUAUUGUUGCAUACAUUUUAAUGCAUGACUUUUAGUAUAGGGAUGAAAUAAAAUACAAAAUAUAUAAUUCUGGAGGUCUUCUCAGCAGCUAGUUAAAAUAUUUAGAUAAGCUGUUUUAUGAAGACUUAGAAAAUCCCUAGUUUCCCUUUACAUAUCUCUUUCCAUCGAAGUGGAUCUUUAACAAACAUAGGUGUAACCAACAAACAUAAACAAACUUGUUCAUCAUGGAAUCUUAUGAACUCAGCUCUUUAUUGGUUUUAAGCAUAGGCUCUCAAUAAUAUCUAAAUACAUCAAUAUAUAAAAUCUAACUAUUAGCUUCAACACAAGCAAAAUACUUGAUUUUAAAUGUUAAUAUGCAGAUAUUAACGGUAUGCUGUAUCAUGUCUUCUGUGUUCAUGUAUUCCUUUUUAAUAAAAUGCCUGUUAGAAAUAUAA